Molecule: messenger RNA, 540 nt
Organism: Caenorhabditis bovis
Lineage: Eukaryota; Metazoa; Nematoda; Chromadorea; Rhabditida; Rhabditidae
Source: the annotation of a GenBank genome assembly
AUGGGCAAUUUUACAUCGCGCCUGAUUUCUUACUGGUUUCCGAAUAUUGAAUGCCGAACAUUGAUGCUUGGAUUGGAUGGCGCCGGAAAGACAACGCUUCUUUAUAAGCUGAAGCUUAAUGAGACGGUUCAUACGAUUCCAACAAUUGGUUUCAACGUGGAGACGGUGACGUUCCAGAAAAUGACGAUCACAGUUUGGGAUGUCGGCGGACAGGGAACAAUUCGAGCGUUGUGGAAAUACUAUUUCCCGAACACCACGGCGUUGGUGUUCGUCGUCGACAGCCAUGACAGCGAGCGAUUCAACGAAGCCCGUGACGAGCUUCAUCGUGUUCUGCAAGACUUUGAGCUUGCAGAAACGCACCUUCUGGUGUUCGCCAAUAAGCAGGAUUUGCCGAAUGCGAAGUCAACUGCCGAAGUUGCGGAAGCUCUAGAUUUAACGUCGCUUAAGAAUCGACAAUGGUUCAUCGUUGGGACGAACGCGAUCACCGGCGAUGGAUUGUUUGAAGGAUUGAUGUGGCUCAAGAAUGUCAUGAAGGCUUGA